Messenger RNA from Centruroides sculpturatus (bark scorpion), 1978 nucleotides. Its product is annotated as latrophilin receptor-like protein A. Gene Ontology annotation, biological process: G protein-coupled receptor signaling pathway; cell surface receptor signaling pathway. Gene Ontology annotation, molecular function: G protein-coupled receptor activity. Bases 158 to 1459 code for a protein of 433 amino acids. Lineage: Eukaryota; Metazoa; Arthropoda; Arachnida; Scorpiones; Buthidae. Gene Ontology annotation, cellular component: membrane. The record is from RefSeq and is a predicted model, not a curated record. The transcript is spliced from 2 exons.
UUUUGACUUAUAUACAAGAAACACAACGAGAAACUUUCAUUCUCUACAUCGUUGCUGACAUUAUAAACUUGACGCAACUUAACUCAACGUAACUGAAGAUUUAUGUUUCAAUAAGCAAAGAUAUAACCACUACAAAGAAGUUUUAAAAGGUUUAAAGAUGAGGGGCAUUCAAAUGAUAUCUCUUCUAUUGUUUGCCAUAUUAACAAAAGUAAUGACUAUUGCCUUAACGCACGAAGAAUUGACAGGAAAUUCAACAGAGAAUAUAGUUAACCUUACGUACAAUAAUAUGAAAAAUCAUACGGAGGAAUUUGGAAAUUUCAGUCAACAGUUUCUGUCUUGCCCGCAUAUAUUCAUUGAAUCAAAAUACUUCCAAAUUUUAGAUAAUGAAACCCUAUACGUUCCGAAUUAUUCAACUUAUUCUCAUCGAGGACUGUAUCCGCCCGGAGAUUACUACAUAAGCGGAGAUGGAGUAUAUGUAUGUUUUCUACAAGUAUUUAUAGAAGAACACAAAAAAGUCUACUAUCUAGAAGAAAUUCUGGUUUAUACCACUGUUAUAGGUCUGUCGAUGUCACUCGUUUGUUUAUUCCUUCAUUUUGUAUCAUUUCUUCUUGUACCAGAAAUGAAGAAUUUACCGGGUAAAAAUCUAGCAUCUCUCUCUCUAUCUCUGUUUAUGUCUAAUUUAGUCUUCCUGAUAGGUAGAAUAGGAUAUUCAUAUACUUGGACGUGUUAUCCUCUCGGUUUAGCUAAUUAUUAUUUCAUGAUGUCUUCUUUCUUCUGGAUAAAUUCGAUAUCAUUCAAUGUCUUCCGUUCAUUCCGACAGGCUACUACAAAGCUUAGAUUAUCAAAACACAAUAACGUCAAGAGAUUUUUCUUCUAUUCUUUAUACUCCUGGGGUUUACCAUUUGUAUUCUUGAUAGUAGUAGUCGUAGGAGACGAAACCGAUGCGUAUCCUGAAUAUUUAAAACCAGGAUUCAAGUCACGAAAUUGCUGGUUUCGUGAAACGUUGUCAGCCAUUUUCUUCUUCGCCAUUCCUUUUGGAAUUCUUGUAUUUAUAAAUGCCAUGUUGUUCCUUUUCAGCGCUUUUAUAAUUUCCAGCUCUUUCGGAACCGGUAACGAAGAAAACGGGAAGAGGAAAAAGUUUUCUUUGUACUUAAAACUUGCAGUUAUAAUGGGUCUAGGUUGGAUUUUUGGAUUGAUUACUUAUUUUGUAUCCUCAAUUUUUAUCAAGUUCAUUAGCGUUAUAAUAAUAAGCUUUCAGGGUGUUUUUAUCUUUCUGGCUUUCACUAGAUUUCAUAAAACGAAAGCACGUUUGCUUCGAAUUUGCAAAAUGAUCGUUACGUGUUCUACACUUCAUACAGAAGACCAGCGAUCCAGUGCCAAAAAAUCCAGCAUUUCUACCAUUAACUCCAUCGCUUCUUACAGAAUAAAAUCUGAAGAAUAUAAACCUCAAAACGAGUAACUAUAGUUUAUGCUUGAAGAAGAAAAACUGUUAUCAUUUUGAAAAUAAUAUCCUGUACCCGAUUUUAAUUGAUGUAUUAUCGAUUGUCUUGGAUGUACUGUACGAAUACGUAGUAUAUUAGAAUAUUAAAUAUAUCUUCUGAAAUUUAAGCACUACAGAAAUCCUUGAUAGCAAUAUACCUGAAUUAAAAUUUAAAAUAUCUUACGUUUAGUAUUCUGUAGAUUUUAUGAACAAAGAUGUCACUCGUGUAAUUGCUUGUAUUUAGUGUAUUUAAUAUCCAGCUUUGAAAUCAGAAGAAAUUUAUGAAAUGUAGUUCACAAAGUAUAAUUUGUGAAAUGUAUAGGCAUACAUAAUUGUGGAAUUUGUUGUAAAUAAUUUACGCAUGUUAACAAUUGUAAACCAUACUAUUCUAUGGAAAAUAUGUUAGUUACGUCAUAAUUAUAUUAAAUAAAUUAUGCUUUAACUAAUUCAUUUGUGUGAUAAGUAAUAUAUUAAUUAUAGUUCUAAAAUUAUUUUAGU